Molecule: messenger RNA, 1204 nt
Organism: Aplosporella prunicola CBS 121167
Lineage: Eukaryota; Fungi; Ascomycota; Dothideomycetes; Botryosphaeriales; Aplosporellaceae
Exons: 1
Coding region: 290-988 (232 amino acids)
Source: RefSeq, a predicted model, not a curated record
AAAAAGUAAAAGAAGAAGAACCGAAGAAGACAAGACAAGAGAAGCCCCGACAUCCAUUUCAGUGUCCUCUACCAGCAGCAGCAGUAGCAGCAGCAGCAGAGCACCAGCACUUAUAUACGCGUCUCGCUCCUCCUUCUUGGGGUGCGGAACCAAGAUCCAAGAUCCAAGAUCCGAGAUCGCGUUGUCAGUGCGUGGCUAUCUGGGUGGGUAAGUCACACGCCGUGGCACCGGCCCUGGCAUUGGUGCUGGCAAUGAGACCUGGCAUGCGUGCGUGCGUGCGCGCGCACGUAUGUACGUGUGCAUACUACGUUUGCCACGCUUGCUUUGCCUUUGCCGUUGCCGUUGCCUACUUGCCAGGCGUGGCCUUGUCUUGCCGCUGCGUGCCGUGCCGCGCUUGCUGCUGCUGGUGCUGGACAGUGGGCAGCUGGCAGCGGGAAGCGGGCUCUGCCAUGCUGUGGUGUGGUGUGCCUUGCUGGCUGAGGCGCGGGUGGUACGGCACGGCAACGUGGGCGGUGGCACACACACACAAUGGCACGCAAUGGCGCAAACGUGGCCACGCAGGCUGCGGGUAGAUGCGGGCGCGGGAGCUUGCGUUGCGGGAUCUGGGUCUUUGUCUUUGUCUGGGGUGGGGUGGGGUCUUUGUCCGCUGCGCGCGCGUGCGCGUGUGCUUUGUUCUUUUACUACCUACGCACCGCACCGCCUGUCCUGCCCUGCCCUGCCCUGUUCUGGUCAGUUCUGUUCUAGUCCGUUCUAUCACGCCCACCAUGCCGUUGUCGCGGUUAGGGCAGGGCCCAGCGCGCCCACGUACGUACGUACGCACAAUCAAUCAAGCAAGGCAGGCAAGGCAGGCAAGCAAGCAAAGCAAGGCAAACAAACGCCGGAAGCGCGCGUCUCGCUGUUGGCACGUUUUGCGCAUGCGUGCAGAUUGGCGGGUGCGUGCGUGCGGCUGAUGGGCGGGCGGGUGUGCGCGUCUGUCUGUCUUCUUUAGGUGGUUGUCUGUCAGCCCUACGUGUGGGGGCCCUACCUAGCUAGCGCAAGCGGGGUGUUGGGUCGGAGUUCUUUGUUGCGGCGGGGUUCUUUGUUAAGCAGGAUAUCUUCGUCCAGUGGGUGUCGUGCUGUGAUUGUUGGCAACCAGGCCUGCGUGCGUGUGCUUGUUUGACUUUGUGGCAAAUUGACAAGGUGGUUGUUUGCUUGUGGAAAGGGG